This is a messenger RNA of Lichtheimia ornata, 1698 nucleotides long. RefSeq lists its product as uncharacterized. The transcript has 13 exons. The record is from RefSeq and is a predicted model, not a curated record. Gene Ontology annotation, cellular component: methylcrotonoyl-CoA carboxylase complex; mitochondrion. NCBI's taxonomy places the organism in Eukaryota, Fungi, Mucoromycota, Mucoromycetes, Mucorales, Lichtheimiaceae. Bases 1 to 1698 code for a protein of 565 amino acids. Gene Ontology annotation, biological process: L-leucine catabolic process. Gene Ontology annotation, molecular function: methylcrotonoyl-CoA carboxylase activity.
AUGUUAUCUGCACGCCGUAUCCUCACACCAAACAACCUACGUAUCUUAUCAGGCCGCGUGGCCGCAUAUCAUACCUUGCAUGAACAACAAGCUACCGUUCUUCCCAACAAGGUCGAAACUGCAAGCGCCAGCUUCAAGGAAAAUGCUGAAAAAAUGCAAAAGGCCGUGGAGGAUCUCGAGUUGACCAUUGAGAAAAUCAAGUUGGGAGGAGGUGAACGUGCACGACAAAGACAUCUCUCUCGAAACAAGAUGCUUCCACGUGAUAGAAUCAACCGAUUGCUCGAUCCAAACUCGCCAUUCUUGGAGUUGUCGCCAUUGGCUGGUUAUGAGUUAUACGAUGAUGUGGUCCCUGCAGGUGGUAUCAUCACUGGUAUUGGCCGUGUUAAUGGUACGGAGUGCAUGGUUGUUGCCAAUGACCCCACAGUCAAGGGUGGAUCGUACUAUCCAAUCACAGUUAAGAAGCACUUGCGUGCUCAAGAAGUAGCAAAGGAAAACAACCUUCCUUGUAUUUACCUUGUGGAUUCUGGAGGUGCCAACCUUCCUCGUCAAGCUGAUGUGUUCCCUGAUCGUGAGCACUUUGGACGUAUCUUUUAUAAUCAAGCAAACAUGUCUGCCAUGGGUAUUCCACAAAUUGCUGCAGUGAUGGGCUCUUGCACUGCUGGCGGUGCAUACGUGCCUGCCAUGUCCGAUGAGAGCAUUAUUGUUCGCAAGCAAGGUACCAUUUUCUUGGCUGGUCCACCUUUGGUCAAGGCUGCUCUUGGUGAAGAAGUCAAGGCUGAGGAUCUUGGUGGUGCUGAUUUGCAUUGUCGCACCUCUGGUGUCACCGAUCAUUAUGCACUUGAUGAUGAACAUGCUUUGGCCAUUGCUCGACGUGUUGUUGGUACAUUGAAUCGCACAAAGGAUCCUCAGCUUGCCUUGAAGACCCCUGAGGAACCAUUGUAUUCGCCCGAUGAAAUCGGUGGCAUUGUAGGUGACAAUCUCAAAAAGUCCUUCGACAGCAAGAACAUCAUUGCCCGCCUUGUGGAUGGCAGUCGUUUUGCUGAAUUCAAGGAACACUAUGGCACUACCCUUGUCACUGGCUUUGCACACAUCCACGGCUAUCCUGUGGGUAUUGUAGCCAACAAUGGUAUCCUGUUCUCCGAAUCAGCUCUCAAGGGUGCUCACUUUAUUGAACUUUGCUCUCAACGUGGCAUUCCAUUGGUAUUCUUACAAAACAUUACCGGCUUCAUGGUUGGUUCUUCUGCUGAAGCUGGUGGUAUUGCCAAGAACGGUGCCAAGUUGGUGACAGCUGUCUCUUGUGCUCGUGUUCCCAAAUUCACUGUUAUCACUGGUGGCAGUUUCGGUGCUGGUAACUAUGGCAUGUGUGGUCGUGCCUACUCCCCUCGAUUCUUGUGGAUGUGGCCUAAUGCCAGAAUCUCUGUGAUGGGUGGUGAACAAAGUGCUAAUGUAUUGGCUCAAAUCACUCGUGAAGCGAAGGAAAAGCGUGGCGAGACAUGGUCUCAAGAAGAAGAGGAAGCUUUCAAGGGACCUAUUCAACAAAAGUACGAGGCUGAAGGCCAUCCUUACUUCUCCAGCGCUCGAUUGUGGGAUGAUGGUGUGAUCAACCCUAGAGAUACUCGUUCCGUGCUUGGUUUGGCAUUGAGUGCCAGCUUGAAUGCACCCAUUGAAAAGACCAAGUUUGGUGUUUUCCGCAUGUAG